This is a messenger RNA of Cephus cinctus (wheat stem sawfly), 248 nucleotides long. RefSeq names its product BBSome-interacting protein 1 (gene BBIP1). Gene Ontology annotation, biological process: receptor localization to non-motile cilium; cilium assembly. Lineage: Eukaryota; Metazoa; Arthropoda; Insecta; Hymenoptera; Cephidae. The record is from RefSeq and is a predicted model, not a curated record. Bases 22 to 222 code for a protein of 66 amino acids. Gene Ontology annotation, cellular component: BBSome. The transcript has a single exon.
UUUUUCUGUUUUUAUCGAAAAAUGUCAGAGACUACAGAGAAAACCAGUGAACGGAUUAAUAUUGUUAUACCACAGCAAGGUUUUUUAUACAGUGAAAAUAAACCACACUACAUAUUGUGUAAACCAAAGUUAAUGCCAUUGAAGUCUGUCACAUUAGAAAAAUUAGAAAAAAUGCAAAAAGAUGCUGAAAUGAAGAUGAAAGAAAUGCAAAAGGAUGACUGAAUGACUAGCUAAGAUGAAUAAGGAUG